UAAAAGUAAACAGAAUGUAUUUGUGAAAUGUUUAACUGGAGUGAUGAAAUUAUUUGCAGUGGGAGCUCGACGUCAUUGUUGGGUGUGUUUCAGAAGUUCAUUGCUUGUCUUUUUUAUUAAAUGAAACACCAUUAUAUAAUACAAUGCCAGACCAGGCAGUCAUAGGUACUUCCUGAAACACCUGUUUCUCAGGUAGCGACAGACACAGCCGAGCAGCUAAUGACUGACGAAAACAUGGACGACAAAUACCCGAAAAUAACAUUUUAACGAGAUUACAAUUUAUUCGCUCGUUUUCUAAAUUCCCUACGUCAUUGUACGAAAAUGGUUCGACAACGAAGGAGUAUACGUUUGAACAUGGUUUUGCUGCUGUAUUUAAUGGUUUGUUUUGUGCCUUGCCCGGUGUCAUCCAUAACGGUCACUUCCCCUCCGGAAGUCCACGCCGUGAGGGGCGAUGACGUCACCCUGACCUGCACCUUCGCCUCCAGCAGCCACGCCACAAGCCGCAUGUCUGUGGACUGGUCCUACAGACAUCUGACCGAUGGCCCCACGCAGACUUUCUUCCACUUCUCUUCCUUGGCGUUCCCUCCGCAGGAGGGACAGUUUGUCGGGCGUGUGAGGUGGUCGGGUAGCCCAGCCCGUGGCGUGGCUACAAUCCAACUCCUCAAUGCCUCCCUCAGCGACAACGGCACCUAUUUCUGCUCCGUCAGGAACCCCCCUGACGUCCAUGGCUCCCCCACCUCGCAGACUGUCCUCACUGUGACGCCCAAGGUGCCUGCAGUUCGUUUCUCAGACGUGGCGGUGCUGUUAGCCUUCAUCCUGUUGCCUUCCGCGGUCAUUGCCCUGGUUCUGCUAGGUCGCAUGUGCUGCCCUGUGGAGGACGAAAACCAAGCCAAGGGUUACCGCUCCCCCAUCGAGGUCACACCCGGAGAGGAGUCUGACCUCAGGAAUGCCCAUGACAAGAAGAGUACGACAUGCUGCGACCUACAUAUGCUGGAUUCCGACUACGAUGAGGAUUACUACAUCGAAAAGGAGGGGCCCACUAAGGGGGGUGCCAUGGCCGAGUCUCAGUGCUAGUGACCCCUAGUGGCAGAGGUCUGCAACCGUGGCAGGCAAUGGGAGGGGUUGUCUGGAAUGCUCACACACUGUUUAUUGAAAAUGCUAGCGUUCCUGGACUUGGUUCGGUGGAGGCGGGUGAAAGAACUGGGUGGGCUGGUCUGUGUACUUAACAAACACACACACACACACACACACACA
Messenger RNA from Esox lucius (northern pike), 1254 nucleotides. It is a transcript of the gene mpzl3, whose product is annotated as myelin protein zero-like 3. Gene Ontology annotation, cellular component: membrane. The transcript is spliced from 6 exons. NCBI's taxonomy places the organism in Eukaryota, Metazoa, Chordata, Actinopteri, Esociformes, Esocidae. The coding region runs from base 322 to 1074 and encodes 250 amino acids. The record is from RefSeq and is a predicted model, not a curated record.